Penicillium malachiteum is the source of this 894-nucleotide messenger RNA. Its product is annotated as MICOS complex subunit MIC26/MIC27. Gene Ontology annotation, biological process: cristae formation. Bases 1 to 894 code for a protein of 297 amino acids. Gene Ontology annotation, cellular component: mitochondrial crista junction; MICOS complex. Lineage: Eukaryota; Fungi; Ascomycota; Eurotiomycetes; Eurotiales; Aspergillaceae. The transcript has 3 exons. The record is from RefSeq and is a predicted model, not a curated record.
AUGACGGAAGUUUUCAUGAGGUCCGAGCCGAAGAAUUCCACCCGUCUUGGCUGCGAAUUCCGAACCGCUUCAACCUCUCUCUCUUACUAUCUCCUCUCCCCACAUAUCACCAACAUGUCGUUCCGGCCGAUCUUGCAGCAGCGGGCUGUGGCUCCGAUCGCAGCCACCCUCCUGGCAGGAGGCAUGGCUCUGUACCCCAAGCAGACAGUCUUCGCGGAAGAGUCUCGAGAGAGGAAACCCAUCUACGACGACUUCGCGUCUGAAAUUCCCGAAGCUAUCAAGGCCCCUACGCCUGCGCCUGCGCCUGUUGCUGCAUCCGAACCCGAGGCUUCCAAGUCUUCCUUCUCUCUGCCUCUGCUGCAAACAUCUCCUUCCUCGCCUACUCCGACAGACAUCUUGACCUCUCAGGUCCGCCAAGCCCGUCUCUUCAUUUACUCGCACUCUCUUGCCGCGGAGAACGGCUUCAACGACUUCCUGUCCCGUGCUCUGCACAUUGAAAAUGCUUUCACCAACACCGUUGCAUCUCUUGCUCCCUCCGCCGAGUCCGGUGAGCGUCUGACUCCCGGCGGUGUCUACGUCGUCGUGGCCGCUAUGGCCGGCUCCAUCGUGUCACGCAACCGCGGCAUCUUCCUUCGCACUCUGUCUCCUCUUGCCUUCGGUACCGUGGCUGCUUACUCUCUCUUGCCUGUCACAAUGAAGAAUGUUGGCGAACUUGUUUGGUCAUAUGAGAAGCGAUUCCCCGCCGUUGCGGACCAGCACAUUGCCCUUCGUGAGCGGGCAGAGCACAUUUGGUACACUGGCAUUGCGCACAGCGGAAUGGGUCGCCAGAUGAUGGAGGACAAGAUUGGUGAGACUCGGAAGAAGCUGGAGCAGCUGGUCAGCAAGGGCCACUAG